This is a messenger RNA of Nanorana parkeri, 1839 nucleotides long. It is a transcript of the gene B4GALT3, whose product is annotated as beta-1,4-galactosyltransferase 3. Gene Ontology annotation, molecular function: glycosyltransferase activity. The record is from RefSeq and is a predicted model, not a curated record. Lineage: Eukaryota; Metazoa; Chordata; Amphibia; Anura; Dicroglossidae. The transcript is spliced from 7 exons. The coding region runs from base 143 to 1606 and encodes 487 amino acids. Gene Ontology annotation, biological process: carbohydrate metabolic process; galactosylceramide biosynthetic process.
ACAUGGAGGAGGAAGGUGGGAAGAGCUGCAGCCAUCACAGAGGAAGGGAGGGGAGUGUGGAGCCAUGACACAGGCGACUUGAUCUUACGAAGCCUUCAGCAGGGAUCACCAAGCACAAUCCCUUCCUAAUACCAAGGUGAAGAUGAUUCGCCGGAUUCUGGAGAGGCCGUGCACCCUGGCGAUGCUGAUUGGCUUCCAGUUUGCCUUCAUGAUGUAUUUCUCGUUUGGUGGUCUGCGCAGCCUCGCCUCCAUUUUUGGUCGAACUCCAGAACCCAGUUUUGACUACAGCCACACCCAUGACGUCUACACCAACCUCACCCGAAUUCAAGCCACGCUUCAUCCUGGGACGCAAGAGGGCCUACUGCCGCCAUGGUGUCCGGAGAAAUCGCCGUACCUGGUGGGUCCGAUAACGGUAAUGUUCAGCCGGGUGCCGACCCUCCAGCGCAUACAAGAGAAGAACCGGCUGGUGGUACGGGGAGGUAUAUACCGGCCACCGAACUGCGAGUCCCGCCAUCGCACGGCUAUCAUCAUCCCGCACAGGAACCGAGAGUUACACCUGAGACACCUGCUGUACUACCUGCACCCCUUCCUGCAGAGACAGCAGCUGCACUACGGAAUUUACAUCAUCCACCAGGCUGGGAACGCCACUUUCAACCGGGCAAAGCUGUUGAACGUCGGUGUGAAGGAGGCCAUGCGGGACGAGGACUGGGACUGCCUUUUCCUCCAUGACGUUGACCUCAUCCCCGAGAACGACCACAAUCUUUACAUAUGUGAUCCCUGGAGCCCUAAACACGCCUCAGUGGCCAUGAACAAGUUCAGCUACAGCCUCCCGUACCCGCAGUAUUUCGGGGGGGUCUCCGCCCUCACCCCGGAACAAUACAUGAAGAUGAAUGGCUUUCCCAACGAAUAUUGGGGGUGGGGAGGAGAAGACGAUGACAUUGCCACCAGGGUUCGGCUGGCCGGGAUGAAGAUUGCACGACCGCCGGUAUCGGUCGGACAUUACAAGAUGGUGAAGCACAAGAAUGACAGAGGCAACGAAGAGAACCCGCACAGGUUUGACUUGCUCAUCCGAACCCAACGGAUGUGGACUCAAGACGGCAUGAAUUCUCUGACCUACACCCUGCUGUCUAAAGAACAGGAGCCACUCUACACCAACAUCACUGUGGACAUCGGGGUGGACCCCCGGUCGCAGAAGCCACUACGGAUGCGCGGUCCCACCCCUCCGCCGGCUCAGCCUCGGAACAAUGUGACCACCAACCAGUCCACUAGAGGAAAACUCACCGUGGUUGUCCAGUCAUCCCUCAACAACUCUGCGGCUUUGGAUGACAGCAAGAAGGCAUUGGCGGCCAUUGUAAACGACCCAAAAAGACUUAAGCGGGAAGACAAGGGGCCAAGAACCACCACAGGCCCAAGCAAAAUGAAGGCGGUGGUCCAUGGUGCCGAAAGUCCCGCCAUCUUCAAGCCACCCCAAGAGGCCCCUAUAAAGAGAAAGCCCCAUGGUGUCAAACUGGAGCCAGUGAAGGCUGAGAGGCCGCUGAACCAAACUUUGCGAAGUAGGCCUCCGACGCUCGAGAGGCAAGCCAAGAAGAACCCAACGCAACUUUGAGAACGGUUUACUAUUGGUUGCUGGCAACUUGAGGGAAGACCAGCUGGAUGAUUCUUCUGUUUCUUGGCCUGGGUACGUUGGGUCGAAGGGAUUAGAGACCACCUUUGCCAGUGUGUUCAAGAAGCGGCCGGUCUGAGGAACCGAGCUGUCUGAACGGCGGCAGGACUUGGUCCAAGGCAUUGAAAGACCUUCAUGUAGAGUCCCCAGUGUGUUUUCAGGGCCUUGGGAGUGCA